Knipowitschia caucasica is the source of this 690-nucleotide messenger RNA. Lineage: Eukaryota; Metazoa; Chordata; Actinopteri; Gobiiformes; Gobiidae. The record is from the annotation of a GenBank genome assembly.
AUGGACGUGAGAGUUCGCGGUAAGCCGACACCUGCCCGCCACCUCCAGCGGCUCGUAUCCUGCCUUCUCCGGCCUUUCAUUCGGGACAUGAAGAACAAGAAGAAGCUGGAGCAGAAGAAAGCCGCGGACAUGAGCUUUGAAGUGAGUCUGCAGCAGCUCAACGACCUGUUAACAGACGACAGCGGUCUGUACAGCUGGCCCACAGAGCACUGCCACCAGGUCUACCCCAGGAUCUACGUGGGCAACGCAUUUGUGGCGACAAAUGUGUUGCGUUUGAAGCGUCUGGGCAUCACACACAUCCUGAACGCAGCCGAGGGGAACUCCUUCAUGCACGUCAACACCAGCGCAGACUUCUACAGCGGCUCGGGCAUCACGUACCACGGCAUCCCCGCCAGCGACACCGACCACUUUGACCUCAGCGUCUUCUUCCAGGAGGCGGCUGACUUCAUCGCUUCAGCACUGGCCUAUAAAAAUGGCAAAGGAAAGGUGUACGUCCACUGUCGCGAGGGCUACAGCCGCUCGCCCACUCUGGUGAUCGCCUACCUGAUGCUGCGGCAGAACAUGGACGUGCACACGGCUCUGGCCACGGUGCGACACAAACGGGAGAUUGGCCCCAACGACGGAUUCUUGCGGCAGCUCUGUGCUUUGAACCAGCGGCUGGCGGCGGGGGACCUGGAGACGAUGAACUGA